AUUGGCGGUUGUUGAAUUUUGUUUAUCAGAGAAAACACAACAUUCAACACACACAGUAAAUUAUUGCUACAAAAUUUUCAGUUAAUUCAUACAGACCAUAACAAUCAUUAUUAUAUCAAACGGAUUUUUCAUUGAUACGAGGGAUUACAUUUAGACUACACAAGAUGUCACUAUCACCAAGAAAGAAAAGUGAUCACAAUUUGUCAGCCAAUCAGUUUCAAGAGAAGCUUCACACUUGGUUGAGAGAUCAGGGUCUGCUGUCUGAGCUAAAAAGUCACUUGCGCAUGCAAAUGGUGACCGCUCUACAGGAUGGAUCACCCUCUAUCAACCGGCAGUUCUCUAUUUCACCCAAAAUUCAGGCUCUCACGGUUCUCAUUGCCGAUUUCUUCCUACAACAAGGAUACAACUUCAGUCUGUCUGUGUUGACUACUGAGGUGCCAUUCAUCGGGCAAAUGUUUUCACACCUCUCGCAGUCCUCGGUGAGAGAGGGACUGGAAAAUGGACGCUUGCUUGCCGAGCGUUUCUCGGCUAGAGAUGUGGAAGACAUUUUGGAAACUUUGGGCAUGCCGCCGGGAUCCACAAUGCAUGCUGAAAUUCUGUCCCUGUACAAUGAUACUGAAAACAAAGAUUCUCUACUGGUUUGCAUCAUACGAUCCCUGACGUUCCUAAACUCUGAAAAAUCCAACAUCUGUACAUAG
This is a messenger RNA of Nilaparvata lugens (brown planthopper), 698 nucleotides long. RefSeq lists its product as uncharacterized. The record is from RefSeq and is a predicted model, not a curated record. The transcript has 5 exons. Bases 165 to 698 code for a protein of 177 amino acids. Gene Ontology annotation, biological process: epithelial cilium movement involved in determination of left/right asymmetry. Gene Ontology annotation, molecular function: protein binding. Gene Ontology annotation, cellular component: ciliary basal body; centrosome. Lineage: Eukaryota; Metazoa; Arthropoda; Insecta; Hemiptera; Delphacidae.